CUUUGGGAGCCAAAGGCGUUUGAAGUCCGAGGUACGACUGUAUAAGCACUGAUAACUGGGAAACACUGGCCUGUGAGCACUCCAAGUGGAGAACAGCCUUUACCAAAGGUGUGGAUCCAGAAUGGCCUCCACAGCCACUCACGGACUCACUGUUAAAACUGGGUUCGUGAAAGACAAUCUUACUCGGCUACGAGGGAUCGCCUCAGAAGAAGAAGACAAAUGGCCUUGAGGAAGGAUGUGCAGAUGCGUGCACAGAACUGAGUGAUUCUGAGGAAUGGCUUUCUCUUUGGGGUACCCAGAAUUAAAGGCUGGCAACAUUUCACUGGAGAGCCAGGGUGGCGUAAUGGUUAGAAUGCUGGACUCGGAACUGGGAGAGCAGGGUUCGAAUCCCCGCUCAGUCAUGAAGCUCGCUGGGUGAUCUUGGGCCAGUCCCCGUCUCCCCUCUCCACCAGGCCAGUCACCCUCUCCCCUCUCCACCAGCAACUCCACCGUCUCCCCUCUCCACCAGCUCCUCUCCACCAGCAAUCUGUAUCCUCUCCAUCAGCAGGUUGCAGGUUUGAUCCCUGUAAGGGACAAUGGAAUAUUCUUCAAUUCCAAGUGUCUCUAUUUUCCAGGGACAUCCCUGAUUUAGAGAAGCCAACCCAGUUUCUGGAUCUGAUCCCAGAAUGUCCCACUUUUUCUUAGGACAUCCCUAUUUUAAUUGAAGAAACAUUGGAGGGUAUGGAGCUAUCCGACCCCUGAGCCAUCUGAAGGCGAUCCUGUAUAGGGAAGGUUUUUUUAAAAAAAAUGUUUUUAUGUUUUUACGUAUGUUGGAAGCUGUCCAGAGUAGCUGGGGCAACCCAGUCAGAUGUGUGGGGUAUAAAUAGUAAAAUUAUCAUUAUGGAAUGAUUUUCAUAGGAAAAACGUUGGAGGGUCUGGGGGUGGGACUAGAUGAUGCUCAGGGUCCCUUCCAACUCUAGGAUUCUAUAAUUCUUUUGUACCUGCCACCCUCUCCCAAGAAAGACCCGGCCCCUCCUCUCCCCCCACCAGCAAACCCACUUUCAAAUGCACUUUUCACGCGCUCUAGCAACACCCACUGACCUGCCUGCAGCUUCUGGCAAACAGCAUUCACAAGCCGCUUUUGCAGAAACAUUUUGUGGAGGGUGGGGGAAACGCAAGGCAGGAAGUUGCUCCCACUAUUGACAUCCCCCUGUUCCCCCAUUUCCUGCCUCUCUAAGAAUCCAGCCUUUCAAACCCCCGCCGCCGCUUGGCUCUCUAAGGGUUAAAGGGAGCGUCAUGCGCUUCCUAGAGAGGCGGGGGGGGAGAUGAGCGGCGAGCGUUCAAAGGAAGCGCGUACGUUCCUUCCUGGUUCAAUCAGCGAAUGGAGGGAGGGAGGGAGCAGCUGAGGUCAAAGCGGGAGAGGUGUCUAGUCAAGGCGAUUUGUCUACAUCUUCCACAGGUUGCGCAGCGACUUCAAAGGCAUAUGAUAACCCUUCCUGAUUAGUAUCUAUUUUAUAUAAACUAUAUAUAGGUUUGAAUGUAUAUGUAUAAUUAUACAUACAUACAUACAUACAGAUAGAUAGAUAAGACACGUACACACACAAUAUUUUGUAUAUAUACAAAUACAUACAAUUUUUAAAUAUAAAUUCCACUCAUUUUACAAGCUCUCCAUCCACGAAACUCCCCCAACAUUUCCUUGCUGGUUGCAUGCGUAAUGUGGCUUCAUAUAUAGCCAUUAUCCAGCCAUUAUCCUUUUUCGGCCGGAGGGAUAUGGAACCUUCGAAUCCCUCCUGCUUUAUUUAAGGCUUCUCCUCCCACUCCUGCCUAUUUCCACUCCCGCUUGCCCCGCACAUGGACGACCCUUAGCCGCUGCCGUUGAGAACCCGGAAGUGUCUACGCCCACCCAGCGACUCUUCCCCCCUCCCCCUCCCCAAUUACCCCCCAAAUCCUCCCCAAUUGUUGCUGGGGAGGCGCUGAGGGUGAGUCUUAGGAGGGUGAGGCAGCAGCUGAGGCCUCCAGGGGGACGAGGAAGGGGUGAAAGGGACCUCCCUCUUAUCCCACCCCCAGCCCCCUUCUCACCAGCCCAGCUGGGGGAAAUCCCUCCCACCACCUUGCAAGCAAUUUCCCCCCUCCUCUGUUUUUUUUAGAAACCACGUCUUAUUUUCUCCCGUAGUCUCUGGGCAACCCAGUCAGAUGGACAGGGUGCAAAUAAUAAAAUUAUUAUUGUUAUUAAUCCAUCCAUCCAUCAGUUAAUUAAUUCCGCAGGAGUAGGUGUGCUCAGCUCCUCCUGCUGCUGGAUCAUUUGUGGUUCCCCCACAUAUUGCAUUGCGUAGGGCAGACCCUCCCUGUGCAUUGAAACACCCUUGAAGCAAGGCACCUUUUCGAAGGGCCCGACUUCUCUGCAAGGAUCCCUGGGGGAACUGUAGUUUUCCAAGAAGGCACCCUGCAAGGUCCGCUGGGCUGUGAGCUUCGUGGGCCACAAGGAAUUUAUGUUAUGUUAUUUUUUACCUUUCCACGUUGUGGUGGAACUAAAGGGGGGGGAAAGGUGGGAAAGGAUAAAGAUCUUCCAACCCUGCUUGUCUCUCUCACACCCCACAACCUGUCCCCACAGGUCGUGAAAGAACCUCAGUGACCCCUUCCGGGAGGCCUCCUCUUUGUGAAAAGAGAAGAAAUGGCUGCUCUGCAGGCAGCUCAGGUAGGUGAGGUAUUCUGUUUAUGAUUUAUGCUGUGUUUGUGAUGUUCUAUUAUGUUACUUUUAUCUUUAGUUUGUACGAUGCUUUGGGAUUCAUUGGAAUGAAAAGUUUGGGUUCCUCUUUGGUUAUGGGGUCUAUCUUUUGCUUUUUCAACAUCGCACUUUAAGUAGGCCACAAGCUUUGGCUCUUGUACAAUAUUUCCAAAAUUUCUUUACCUGCACUGUGGGUGAAGCAGGCAGAUUGACACCCAUUUCUUUAGGAUUACAGUGGUGCCUCGCAAGACGAAAUUAAUUCGUUCCGCAAGUUUUUUCUUCUUGCGAGUUUUUCGUCUUGCGAUGCACGGUUUCCCAUAGGAAUGCAUUGAAAAUCAAUUAAUGCGUUCCUAGGGAAACCGACUUCAGACCAGGUCCGGGGGACAGACUGUCCCCGGACCUCUUCUGAAGGCUGGGGGGGACAAGGGCUUUUCUUCCCACUCCACCCCAGCAUUUUAAAACCCCGGGACAGCGGAGGGCUUCUCCGCUGUCCGGGGCGAUCUUAAAAUGCUGGCGGGCGGCAUUUAAAAUUGCCCCGGGACAGCGGAGGACUUCUCCGCUGUCCGGGGCAAUUUAAAGCCCCUGGGAAGGCAGGCAGGGGGACAAAGACUUUGCCCCCGCCAGCCUUCAGAAGAGGUCCUGGACCUCUUCUGAAGGUUGGCGGGGGCGAAAGUCUUGUCCCCCCACCUGCCUUCAAAAGCUGUCCAGCCAAGGCUCGCGGACCUCUCCGCAAGCAGCGGCAGCACUGCCGCUGCUUGCGGAGAGUUGCCGGCAUGCCGAAGCCUGCGCGCGCUGAGAUCAGCGCGCCCAGGCUUCGCGGACCUCUCCGCGAGCAGCGGCAGCGCUGCCGCUGCUUGCGGAGAGUUGCCAGCAUGCCGGAGCCUGCGCGCGCUGAGAUCAGCGCGCCCAGGCUUCGCGGACCUCUCCGCGAGCAGCGGCAGCGCUGCCGCUGCUUGCGGAGAGUUGCCGGCAUGCCGGAGCCUGCGCGCGCUGAGAUCAGCGCGCCCAGGCUCGCGGACCUCUCCGCGAGCAGCGGCAGCGCUGCCGCUGCUUGCGGAGAGUUGCCGGCAUGCCGGGCCUGCGCGCGCUGAGAUCAGCGCGCCCAGGCUCGCGGACCUCUCCGCGAGCAGCGGCAGCGCUGCCGCUGCUUGCGGAGAGUUGCCGGCAUGCCGGGCCUGCGCGCGCUGAGAUCAGCGCGCCCAGGCUCGCGGACCUCUCCGCGAGCAGCGGCAGCGCUGCCGCUGCUCGCGGAGAGCUGCCGGCAUGCCGGAGCCUGCGCGCGCUGAGAUCAGCGCGCCCAGGCUUCGCGGACCUCUCCGCGAGCAGCGUCAGCGCUGCCGCUGCUUGCGGAGAGUUGCCGGCAUGCCGAAGCCUGCGCGCGCUGAGAUCAGCGCGCCCAGGCUUCGCGGACCUCUCCUGCCUUCAAAAGCCGUCCGGGAUAGCGGGAAGCGCUUCCCUGCUAUCCCGGACUGCUUUUAAAAUGCUGGCGGUGGGGAGCAAAGCCUUUCGGCCCCCGCCAGCCUUCCUGGACCUCUUCUGAAGGCCGGAGGGGGGGGGGAAGGCUUUGCUCCCACCGCUAGCAUUUAAAAGAGGUCCCCGGAGAUUUCCCUAUGGGCUUUCGUCUUGCGAAGCAAGCCCAUAGGAAAUUCGUUUAUGAGCGCCUCCAAAACGGAAAACCCUUUCGUCUAGCGGGUUUUCCGUCUUGCGAGGCGUUCGUCUUGCGGGGCACCACUGUAUUUGUGAGGAGUGAAGAGUGGCUGGGGAAACUCAGCCAGAUGGGCGGGGCAUUAUUAUUAUUAUUAUUAUUACUACUUUUCAGGGUCUGGUGUCCUUUGAGGAGUUGGCCAUACAUUUCACGAAGGAGGAGUGGGAACUCCUGGACCCACGGCAGAAGGCUCUGUACAAGGAUAUCAUGCUGGAAAAUUAUAGGAAUGUGACCUCCCUGGGUAGGGACCUCUCUACCCUUUGGUUCGUAAGACACUGAAGAGAUGAGAUUUCUCACUCUUCAUUGCUGGACUCAGUUUAUUUUGGAGAAUAGCACACCUGCCCUAACUGGUCAUCGUUGCAUGGGUUUUCAAGCAAGGCAAAAAGUUAUAUUAAAAAUAGCAUUAAAGAUAUAAAUACAAACAGGUACAGUCGUACCUCGGAAGUCAAACACAAUCCGUUCCGGAAGUCCAUCCAACUUCUGAAAUGUUCGAAAACCAAAGCGCGGCUUCUGAUUGGCUCCUGCAGCCAAUUGGAAGCCCCGUCAGACGUUCGGCCUCCAAAAGAAUGUUCAAAAACCAGAACACUCACUUCCAAUUUUCGAUCGUUUGGGAGCUGGAACGUUUGACUCCCCAGGCGUUCAGGAGCCGAGGUGCGACUGUAUAGUGUUGGAGUCUCAACAGCAGGGAUCAUUCAGUAUGGCCAUUCUGGGUUAAUGAUGUUGUUGUUAAAGUUUACUAGCAAGAGAGGGAUGCAACUAGGCAGGAUGGUAUGAUAUCUGCUGAGACAGCAUAUGCUCUGAAGUUAUAUGUUGAUUCUGCAGGGGUUUCCAGCCCCAAAUACCCUAGUAAUAAGAUUAUUAAGUUUGCAGAUGAUACAACGGUGGUUGGUUUAAUCACGGCUGGAGAGGGGGAGGCGGCUUAUAGGAAGGAAGUUGAGCAGUUGGGGGAGUGGUGCAGGAAAAACAACUUGCUCCCAAACCCUAAAGAGAUAACAAUAGAGAUCAUUGUGGACUUUAGAAAUGCAAAUUGAAUAUUCAGCCACUGCGAUUCACUCGAGGGUCACCUGCAUGAAACUAGGUCUACGGUGUUUCGAUUUACGUGGGAAUGGCGUUGAGAGCUGACCCAGAAACUCUAGCGGGAGAAAACAGCAAAGACCUGAUGAAGAGAGUCACAGCAGAGGUCAUAUUUUCUGAGAAGCCUCCAGACAACAAUCUCUCAAAGGACCUGUUGAUGGCAGUUUACCAUUGUACUGUUCGAGGUGCUGUAUUAACCUUAGGGUCUGUGUAUGUGGUUUGGGAGCCUGCACGGUCAGGGGACAACAAUGCUGUCCAGGGUUGUAAGACUGCAGAGAGAAUAACUGGGUGCAUUAUUCUCUUCCCACCUGGAUCAAAUCUAUGCUUCCAGGUGUCACAAGGAAGCUGCAGAGAUAGUGCAGGAUAGUGCGCACCACCAGAACCAUGAUCUCUUUCAGCUUCUGCCUUCUGGAAGAAGGUAAAGGGUUAUAAAGACUAGGACUAGCCGCCUGAGAAACAGUUUCUAUCCAAAUGCAAUUUUGGUUUUAAACGCAGUGUAAGGUAGUCUCUAUGGGAGUAUAUUGUAUCUAAUUAUGGGGUAUCAGAGUUUUUAGGGGGUUAACCAGACUGGGAUAGCUGGGAUAGCAGGCUUGUUGGUUUUUGAAUGUCUGAUGUAGAUUUUUCAAUUUCGUUGAUCUGUGUGGGACAAGGACAAUAAAGGUUAUUGUAUCGUAUUUAUAAUCAUAGAGUUGGAAAGGACCCUGAGGAUCAUCUAGCUCAAUCCUCUGGUCCUUCAUCCCUAAAUAAAGCUCAACAACUCUGGUAAAUCUUCCCUAGAAAGAUGACGAUAGGUAGAACACUGCUAGAUUUAUUAUACCGGGAGUAGAUUGCAGUCUCCUGAGAGUUGGACGUGUCUGAUCUAGGCUGUAGAGUUCUCUUCAUAGCCAUACUGCCUUAUGGCGAGUCUGACCAUUGGUCUAUCUAGCUCAGUGUUCAGCCGGGGAUUAAACUUGGGAGCUUCUGCUCGUGAGGCCAGUGCUGCCACACUGAGCAAUGGCCCUUCCCCAAAAAUCUGAACUGGGCAAUAGGCAUGUGGGCACCCAAGUACGGGGGGAGGGGCGGAGACCUCCUCCUCUUGCCAAGAACAGGGUGUGGGAGACGAAAACGGGGAUGUUUCAGAAGGAAAUGUGUUUGUAAUUAGGCCUGCUUUUCCUUUCUCCCAAGAAGGAGGAGACCCUCUCAUGCCCAGGCCGGACCUCAUCCGCUGGCUCGAAGAGCUGGUUAUACCGCCCUGCAUGGAAGGAUGCUCAGCAGCAGGUAAUUGCGAAUGUGCUCCUCCUUGCCUGGAAAGUGGAGGUUUUCUGCAGUGGUGUCUGGUGCCCGUUGAGACUGGCAGGGCAGCAUGGAGGGGGACCCAGCGGUGAGCGAAGUGAGAGCCAAUGAUGGCCAGAGCCAGUCCCUUGCUGUUUGUAAGGGAGAAGGCAGGCAGGCUGAGGUUUGUGGGGCAGUGACCCUUUCGCCCUAAUGGACCAGCUGCCCAUGGUUGUCUGGUGCACAGUAAUCUUGUGGACUUCCAAAAAUAUUGCCCAGAGGCGCUUCUGUAGCCCUUGUACUCUUGGGGCAGGAGAACAAGUCUUCACCAGGUACACCAGGGAGUCGAAGAAAAUGAGCAACUCUCACAAUGACCGGGAGGAAGGAGGAAGGGAGAAGUGAAGAAUUAUUAUUAUUAUUAUUAUUAUUAUUUAAUAAUAAUAAUAAUUUUUUAUUUAUACCCCGCCCGCCCUGGCCAAGACCAGGCUCAGGGCGGCUAACACUGAAUAUAAGUACAGUAAAAACAUUAAAAACAAAACAAACAAACAAAACCCCCAAAACAAAAAAGAGAGCAGUUGAUUAAAAUGUAAGUUAGAAUACAGUUUAAAAUGCAGCCUCUUUUUAGUGGUAGCCUAUAGAUCAAAGCCAUAAGGGGAAAAAACCGUCAAAUAUUCACCGGGGCCAACUAUCCAUGCUGGUCCUACAUGGGCCAGCAAAAAGAGCCGAUGGAAAAUUUAUAUACAAAUCCCAUAUAAAGGGGUUCCAUCAAAAAAAUAAAUGGGGGGAGGGGUGUUAGACUGAGUCCAGGCCAGGCGGAACAGCUCUGUCUUGCAGGCCCUGCGGAAAGAUGUCAAAUCCCGCAGGGCCCUGAUCUCCUGCGGUAGGGUGUUCCACCAGGCCAGGGCCAGAGCUGAAAAGGCCCUGGCCUUGACUGAGGCCAAUCUAACCUCCUUGGGGCUCGGGACUUCCAAAGUGUUGUUAUUUAUGGACCUUAAGGUCCUCCGCAGGGCAUACCAGGAGAGGUGGUCCCGUAGGUACGAGGGUCCUGUGGCCCUCCAGUCGUAGCUGACCAAAUGAUAAAGGAUGAUGUAAGCUGGGAAUAUAGCAACAUCUGGAGGGACAUAGUUCCUCACACCUGAGUUAAGGUCCUCUGUAGACAGGUGAUUUUUGAACGGGUUCCCUGAUAAUAGUAUGUUCGUUUUUUGUAGACUUCUGCCACCCUCAGCUCUCUUCCUUUCCAGAAGUUUGGUUUGUUCUUGCAGGAAAUGACAGAAUUUUUGGUUCCAGUGGGUGACACAGCUACCAAUUCCCAAUAGUUCCUGCUAACCAAUAUUCCACCCUUGAAUAGCUAACUUAAAACAACACCUUAGUAAAUAUCAGCCCGGUUUAUUUAAUGCAUGGCAGGAUCUGCCUCCCCACUGAAUAUGUGCAUGGAUGAUGUCUUUGCUAUCUUCUCCACAGCUGUGAAUUUGGUUGGUUCCUUCUCCUUAGAGACUCAGUUCCUCACAUGCUUCCUUUAUUUUGAUUCCAGGAAGUAAAGAUCCAGAGAUUAAAAGUGAAGUAGAUUCCUACUGCCCCUUGCGUCCCCUGAAUAUCUGGUUUGGAGAGUUGGGUGAAGCCCUGGAACCGAUUUGUGAGGUGAAGAGAGAGGAGGAACCUUCCAUUGUGCAGGCGGAAAACCUUCCGCCAACAGAACGGCUUUGUUCGAUACAGCCCAAAGUGUCAGCAAAAAGAGCCAAGCAUUCCAAGCUGGAAGUAAGUUAUAAGUUGACUGAAAAGUGUCAUUUGCAACAAAAACUUUAUUGUAUGGAUAAUACACAUAGGGGAGAAGCCGUAUAACAUAUUAUAGGAGGAGCUUUCGUGAAAAAAUGGGCUCUUGUUGUUCAAGAAAGCAUCCAGAGAGAAGAGAAACUAGUUUAAUGUUUGGACUGGAAGGUUAUAGCGCAAAUCUUAUUGCACAUUGAAGAGAAGAAGCCGUUUGAAGAGACGGGUGGAGACUUUAAGCUUCAUUCACCAGCAGGGGAAAAGAAGACAUAAAUAUCUGGAGUAUAGAAACAGUUUCAAUAAGAAGGUAAAGGUAAAGGGACCCCUGACCAUUAGGUCCAGUCAUGACCGACUCUGGGGUUGCGGCGCUCAUCUCGCUUUAUUGGCCAAGGGAGCCGGCGUACAGCUUCCGGGUCAUGUGGCCAGCAGGACUAAGCCGCUUUAGGUUGGCAGGAGCAGGGACCGGGCCACGGGAGCUCACCCCGUCGCGGGGAUUCGAACUGCCGACCUUCUGAUCGGCAAGUCCUAGGCUCUGUGGUUUAACCCACAGUGCCACCCGCGUCCCAAUAAUAAGAACAUAGUUCACGGCAAAAAAUGGUCUUGGGGUAUGAACUCACUUGGAUAUUUAGUAUCAGCCUGCAUUGGGAGGGUGUGGGGGAAGAGGUGCUGUCAUUAAGAAUUCCUUCAUCUCAUCAGCCAGAAGACCUGCUAAAUUAAGUGCUGUGAAGGUGAUGAGGACAAAACCUUGGGCUGCGGUACUUAAACCAUUUCCCAACCUCACUAGGGUCUAGCUCUGCAGGUUCAGAAUUGCUCAGGUUCGAGCAAGAGAACACAACCAGGCAGAUUGAAGCAAAACAGUAGCUGGUUAGGAAGCCUGAUCUAUUUAUUGUUGCAACAUGGUUUCCACGAAAAACAAAGAAAAAGCCCAGAACAAAGGGUUGCAUGAGUUUUUAAAAGUUCCCACAGUUUCCCAUAAUACAUUUCACAUAGCGUCAUCCAAUUCAAUAUAGUAAAAUAAUUUAUCUUGCCACCCGUUUUUUGUCGGUAUUGUUUCCUUUUUCCAAUUUUUGGCAAUUGGGUGAUCUCGCAACUAUGGCUGUUGUCGAGUCCUUACAGCGUAGCACACAAGCUCAGGAGGCCAACGCUUCCAAUAUGUUGAAAGGCAUCAGGGGCCCUGGCCAGGGCAGUGUCAGAGACUGGGCAGAGAAAGAAUGAUGGAGAUGUCUCCCCAGUCUGAUCCUUAUACUGAAGAAGGAGGCAGUUCAGAAUUACAACAGGGGUUUGAGGGAGCUCACUGCUCAGAGACAGAUGAGGGGGAAAGUUGGGAAAUAAUGGGAGAGGAUGAGGAAGAGGAUGAGGAAGCGGAAGAAGCAGCACUAGGGGAGCGACAGCUGACGGACUCAGUGUUUUUAGAAAGCAUUCCAGACCUCCCCUCUCCCAGAACAUGGCGGGCCUUGAAAGUAGGAGAGCAAAGAGCUCAAAGGCAGAGGACGCAUACAGUGUUAGGAUUCUUGCUCCGUGCUUGCAGUCAUGGGCUUGUUGUCUAUCACAUGACAGUGUAUGUUUUCAUUCCGCAUAGUGGGAAGUGAUGGAGACAGGAUGUUUGGUGCUACUGUGUUCCGUGAUGUAGGACUACAGUGGUACCUCGGGUUACAUAUGCUUCAGGUUACAAACGUUUCAGGUUACAGACUCCGCUAACCCAGAAAUAGUACCUCGGGUUAAGAACUUUGCUUCAGGAUGAGAACAGAAAUCGUGCUCUGGCGGCACAGCAGCAGCAGCAGGAGGCCCCAUUAGCUAAAGUGGUGCUUCAGGUUAAGAACAGUUUCAGGUUAAGAACGGACCUCCGGAACGAAUUAAGUACUUAACCCGAGGUACCACUGUAGUUUAGCCAAAAUGCUGUGCUACUGAGUUUGUUAUGCAAACUGCUAACACUCUGCUGUUCCUAAGUGUGCUGACGCCUCUUGGAAUCAGUCGCUGUGAUGUUUGGGCUGGAGAAAGAUUUUGAAGCUCCCGAAUGACAGACCAGGAGGGAGAGAACAUGCCAUUUGGGAAUGUCUCUCUAUCGGGGUCCUACACACGAGUAGGAUGAUCCUGACAGUCAGCACCCGUAGUGAUGAUGCACGAAGGGAAGAGGGCUGGGUGGAGACUUACUCGGAGCAACACUGUUAUUCCCAGAGGCCACAUUCCCAAGCCUCUCUCUGUGAAUAUUGAAUAAAAACAGAUGGCAAGGACUUUUCCUUGUCUUGUCCGUUCCUGGCAACCUGCCUUUCAGGUUGGUUCCUCUGCUGCCUGUGGUUGGAUUCAUGGAUUUCAUUUCACUUUCAUGUAUGUAAACAACUUACAUAUUGCUUAAUUGCAGCUCACUCUCUCCUGAUUGGUUUCUGGGUCCGUCCGUCACAACAAGCUUUUGAGCACUGGACUUAAGUGCUGGGGCUUCAUGGGACAAAAUGCCCAUUGGCAGGUCUGAAUCCAAACUGCAUCUGCAGUCAAAGCUGGGCUCGCUGUCAGUGUCCAUUAUCGAUGUCGGCACACCUUCAAACGGGUUUGCUAUCAGCGCCAAACGACUGGUCAGGGCUGACAGUGAGCUGUCUUCUUUUUAAGGUUUCAUCUAAUAUUUGCAGAGUGUCAAAAUAAAAAUAAUAAAAAUAAAUAAAUAAUUGCCCUGUAGCACCUUAUAGACCAACUAAGUUUGUUCUGGUAUAUAAGCUUUUGUGUGCAUGCACACUUCUUCAGAUACCAUGCACAUGAAAGCUUAUAUCAGAACAAACUUAGUUGGCCUAUAACAGUGGUGUCCAAACGUUUUUCAAAGAGGGCCGAUUUGAUGAAGCGAAGGGCCGUGGGGGCCAACCAAAGCUGUUGAGCUUUUUUUAGGAUUUUACCCCAGGAAAUAAAUUGCCACAGGGGCCGGAUUAAACCAGCCAGCCAGCCAAAUUAGGCCCCUGAAACCGACUUUGGACAUGCCUGGUCUGUAAGGUGCUACUGGACAAUUUUUAAAAAAAAUUAAAUUAUUUUUUUGACUGCGUCAGACCAACACGGCUACCUACCUGAAUUUGCAGAGUGUGAUCAGCUUGAGAAAGGACAGUCUGGUACGAUAAUUCAUUCUUUCCUCUCUAAACUGUUUUUCAGACCUGUAGCAGAAGAUCUUCCUGCAGCUGUGUGAAGGUGAACAGCGUAGAAGCCCUGCUGCAAAAUCCCUUUCCUCAGCGCAGUUUGGCUGAGCAACGCUGCAUUAAAGAGCUCGGUCCUGACUGCCCAGACCUGUGCAUUGUGCAAACCGUGCUGGAGAAAGGCAAGCCAGUCACUCGGAGGUUUAGCAGGGCCUGGUACGACCGUAAGGAGUGGCUUUGCGGGAGCACCUCAAAAAAUGCGUUCCUGUGCUUUCCCUGCUUGCUGUUUGGUGGCGCUGUCCCCUGGGCACGGACUGGAGUGGCAGACAUGAAACAGAUCUCCUUAAAGACGAAGGUUCAUGAGGAAUCUGCAAAGCACAGGGAGAACUGCCUGAAGCUGGCUGAGUUGGGCAGAGUCAAUGGUGCCCAGCCAACAGACACUGGCUGCGACGCUCACUCCAGGAAGCAUAGCCAGGAAGUGGAGAACAGGUAUGUACUUUCAAAAAUUGUUGUUGUCGUUUAGUCAUUUACUCGUGUCCGACUCUUCGUGACCCCCUGGACCAGAGCACGCCAGGCACUCCUGUCUUCCCCUGCCUCCCGCAGUUUAGUCAAACUCAUGCUGUGUCGUCCCCUUCUCCUUGUGCCCUCCAUCUUUCCCAACAUCAGGGUCUUUUCCAGGGAGUCUUCUCUUCUCAUGAGGUGGCCAAAGUAUUGGAGCCUCAGCUUCAGGAUCUGUCCUUCCAGUGAGCACUCAGGGCUGAUUUCCUUCAGAAUGGAGAGGUUUGAUCUUCUUGCAGUCCAUGGGACUCUCAAGAGUCUCCUCCAGCACCAUAAUUCAAAAGCAUCAAUUCUUCGGCGAUCAGCCUUCUUUAUGGUCCAGCUCUCACUUCCAACCAUCACUACUGGGAAAACCACAGCUUUAACUAUACGGGGCCUUUGUUGGCAAGGUGAUGUCUCCAAUUUUUAAAAAUGUUAUUUUUUUCAAAAAUAAUUGAUGGCAUAAAUACACUCUUGAGAUGCUUGUUGGCCUUCAAGUUGCUUCAUAGUAAAAUAAAAACCCAUGACCAACUACCCACCUAGCUCUGGCAUUCGAGAAUCUUCUCUUCCCCUCCAAGUGAGUCUCACCCUGUUACUCUCCCCAUUUUCGCCUCCAGUGCUACUCCUUUUCAGUCAUACUGCCAGUCUGUACAAUACAGAAUUCAGGACAUUCCAUAUCCUCCAACAUUUCUAUGAUGAAAAUAGGGAUGUCCAAUUCUAUAACAAUAAUUUUACUAUUUAUACCCCACACAUCUUACUGGGUUGCCCCAGACACUCUGGGCAGCUUCCAAUAUACAGUCAUACCUUGGAAGCUGGACAGAAUCCGUUCAACUUCCAAAACGUUCAACAACCAAAGUGCGUUUUCUGAUUGGCAGCAGGACGCUCCUGCAGCCAAUCGGAAGCCUCACCAGACGUUCAGGUUCCGAAAGAACGUUCACAAACCGGAACACUCACUUCUGGGUUUUAGCGUUCAGGAGCCAAAGGUACGACUGUAUAAUAAAAUAUUAAACAUUUUUUAAAAAAAACUUCCCUAUACAGGAUUGCCUUCAGAUGGCUUGGGGGGUCGGAUAACUCCACACCCUCCAACAUUUCUCCAAUGAAAAUGGAGACCCCCUAAGGAAAAGUGGGACAUUCCAGGAUAAAAUCAGAAACUGGGACAGCUUCUCUAAAAAAGGGACAUCCUGGGAAAAUAGGGACAAUUGGAGGGUCUGCUAUUCACCAUCUCUUUCAUAUAUCUUGGCAAGCAAAUUGUAAAUAGUCAUUAGUCAGAAUAGUGGAAGCUUUGUGUAGCCUGAAUUAUAGACAGCCCAGAGAGAGAUGGCAGUCCCUUCUAUAGGGAUUUUUAAGUUCAUUGGGCAGCGGGAAUAGUAAUAAUAAAAAUAAAAACCGCACCUUUAAAACUAAAAUACAAAAUGCAGCACAAGUGCAAGCAGCUAAAGGCGUACAAAUAAACAAAUAAAUGUAACAGUGUGAGGGUGACUUCUACUAUAAAUGUAGCCUUGCGGCCGCUAAAACAGAUAAAGGCCCGCCCAGCCAAUCAAAUCCACUAAAUAAAAUGCAGCCAGUGGCAUAUUGCAGUGCAGCAAAACUCAGGCAUUUGAAAGUCAACAUACCUCAGGCAAAACUUUAAAAAGUAACAAAAUACUAAAGAAAAAAAUAAAAUAAUCCAUGGAGCUUUCUCUGGCGAGGCAGUGGUCUUACAAACUAGAAGCAUGUUCAGCAGUCCCACUACCUACCCUAGAACUCUUUUCAAUUCUCCUCUCGCCCCCUUGAUUUCUCACACGUUUGUUAUGUGAUAACAAAUUAAUAUAUUAACAUUAAUAUAUUGACACCAAUGUAUUUACAUUAAUAUAUUGACAUCAAUAUAUCAGUAUUCAUAUAUUGACAUUGGUAUUAAUAUGUUGUCCUGAAAUCUGCAAAGGUGUAGCUGAAGCAUGCUAUCAUCGAGUAUAUUUUCAUAAAUUAAAUGCAUUGGCUUUAGAGUUUUAUUGUCGUUCAAAAUGUUCCCCCUCUAUUUGUCUCCAGCCCGCCUCAGUCCCGUUCUCUGGAAUGUCCCGAAUACCACCAUUUGGUAGACAAGAGAAAAACAAAGAGUCCUUUCUGGGUGCAUUUUGGAUUGCCUGCCGACGAGAGCGGCCGCACGGUGUCCGACGGUGUCGCUAUUUGCAAAAUAUGUUCGCACUCGGUGUCCGCAAAAGGCGGGAACACGUCCAACCUUGGCAAACACCUCCAGCUCAAACACCCUCAGGAAUUUAGGGAGCUGCCUUCUUCGUCCAGAGACGUUUCCGUCUCUUCGCGUAAAAAUGCCGCGGAGCCGGCGGCAUCAGCGAGUGCUGCAGUAACUGUUGCGGAAAGUCCUAGAGAACAGCAAAACACCGCGUUGGAUUCUGAGCCGUUCAAUCCUAAGAGCUCGAGAUCUUGUACUCAGGCGAUCACAGAGUAUCUGGCUACGUGCCUGGAGCCCUAUAACACAGUGGACCACCCCAAAUUUAUCCAGAUGGUGAACACUCUAAAACCGAAAUAUCCGUUGCCCGGUAGAAAUUACUUCGCCACCGCAGGAGUUCCAAAGCUGUACAAGGACACGGUGGAGAAAAUGAAGAGAGAAAUACGCCCCGUAACUAAGACUGAACUGGCCGUCACAGCUGAUUGCUGGACGUCCGUAGCCGGCGCUCCGUUUGUGGCAGUGACGGUCCAUUUCAUUUCGGACGAGUGGAAGUUGACCGACGCUUGCUUGGCCUGUAGACAUUUUUGGAAGGAGCCCAGCGCAGCUGUUCUUUGCGAAAUGCUCAGAGACGCCUUGUCUGAGUGGGACAUCGACAUGAAGAACGUAUUUUGCAGCACGACGGAUAACGGUGCCAAUAUCCUCAGAGCGGUCUGGCAGCUGGGCUUGGAGCACAUCUCUUGCUUCGCUCACAAUAUAAACGACGGGGUGAACCGAGCUCUGAACCUGACGCAACUGAGAAGGGCGGUCAGGAGGCUGAAACGGCUACAAAACAGUAUUUGCCGUAGCUGGAAAAUGAGGCAAGACCUCACCAGAGCUCAGGAGAUGCUCGAGAUGGACAAGGUGGGUUUGCCAAGCGCUUGUCCCACCAGGUGGUGGAGUCUGCUCAAGCUGUGCCGAAGGUUUCUCGAAAACCAGCUCCCGCUGUGCAAGGUACUUACGGAUUAUCCAUCUAAAAGACCUUUGAUGUUGGAAGGGGACGACGUCUCGGCGGUCCAAGACUUUGUGUCUGCAGCUACCGUGUUAGAGGACCUCACCACGACUCUAAGCGGAAGCAGUUACAUCACGGCCUCGUCUGUUCUGCCUCUUUAUAGGCAAAUUAAGAAAAGUCUCCAGCCCGAGGAGGGAGACAGUGUACUGCUGAAGGACAUUAAGCGUGAAAUUUUGGGGGCGCUGUCGGAAAAGUACGACAGCGCCCCCACCGCAACCACUUUAGGCCUGGCCUCGUUGUGUGACCCCAGGUUUCGUCUGCGUUUCUUGGAAGCUCCUGAGGCUGUCAGGCAGGAGGCCGUAAAGAAGAUGGCGGACUUGCAAGGGAGUCUGCGUGCUGCUUCGACGGAGCCCAAUACUGGCCCUGCUCCACCCAGAAAAAGGAUGUUGGCAAAAAUCUUCGGUUUAGAGGCAGAAGAAGAGGGCCUGGCGCUGGCGGAUGAUACAUCGAAAGCAGAAAAAGAGCUAAAUGAGUAUAUGGCUAUGCCGAGAGUGAGCUUCGAUGAAUGCCCUCUGACCUGGUGGAAGGCAAAUGAAGCUUCCUUUCCGAUGUUGAAGGUGCUUGCAAAGAGGUUUUUGGCUAUCCCAGGAACAAGUGUGCCAUCCGAAAGCCUGUUCAGCACGGCUGGCAACGUUCUUCAAAGACAAAGGGUGUCUCUUUUGCCAGAGAACGCCGAAAUGCAAAUUUUCCUUGCAAAAAAUAUAAAUUUCAUUCAGUAAUAUUUUUUUGCUCCGUAAAAUGUCCAUUCUUUCUGGUUUAUAAAAGAAAUGCAAAUUUCCCUUGCAAAAUAUAUAUAUUUUUGUUUAAUUAUUUUUUUGUUCUAUGAAUUUUUCCCAUUCUUUCUGGUUUGGCCUGGUUUAUAAAAGGAAUGCAAAUAAAAAAAAAUUGUCUGACCA
This is a messenger RNA of Podarcis lilfordi (Lilford's wall lizard), 16250 nucleotides long. Lineage: Eukaryota; Metazoa; Chordata; Lepidosauria; Squamata; Lacertidae. The record is from the annotation of a GenBank genome assembly.